GCCUGUCACUAUUUAUAUGUUUACUAAAAAAAAUAAUGUAGUAGUCUAUGGAGCGAUGGCUGUCAUCGAGUUUUAUUUUACUAUCAUAGAAAAUAAGAAGAGAAGCUUUGAGUGCACAUAAAAUGAACAUAUUUUCGUGAAUCAUGUACAUGUUUUAUAACUUCCCUUUAGGUAUAAGUGAAAUAAUCAUAUAUCUGUAUUUAGAACCAUUAGUGAUGUUUAGUGAAAAAGCUUGUUAAGUUCCGACGAUGGCGUCCGAUGGUGAAAUUUCGUGUGCGAAUGAUCCUAAUUUCGCUGUUAUUUACUCAUUUCUGAAAACAUUUGGUAAACUGUAUGGCUUGGAGGUUCCUACAAUAUCUAAAUUACAAGAACUCAUAGAAAAUACACAAGAAGUGUUGGAUCCAUUGAAGGAGUUACACUUGAGACUACUGCGCCGUGCUCAUAAAACGGUGGCUAGCAACAGAUGGGAGAGGUUUAUGAUAAAGUUUUGCCAUCAACAAGGUCAUCACCAGGAAGCCUGGGAGAUCGAAAGGUUUUCUUACAAGAAAGCUAGUACUCAGGUCAAAUUGAAAGUAUUAAAGUUGUUACUUGAGUACCAAUUUACUUGCCAUCCAAAAUUCAAGAAUGCUGUCAAUGCAAUAUCAUGUAAGGAGUUAAGGUUGGAUCCCAUUGGCAGAGAUAAGAAUGGUUGUGUAUAUUGGCUGCAAGUGGACCAUGAGGCCAAUCUCUGUUUGUAUAAAGAGGAUCAGGAUGAGGAGACAUGGCAACUAGUAGCUAGGACUCGGGAAGAAUUGGUCAAAGUAAUAUCACAAUUGAAAAGUGGUGAGGAAGUGUCUCCACUGUUUGGGACUACCACAAAUGUCAAUGAAGACUCCAACAGUGCGGAGGUUCCACCACAGUUGGAGACAAACAAAUCUGAAGGUGAUGGUGAAGUGGAAAAUGAAGAGGAGUUCCUAAGUCCUGAAUCAGAAUCGGAACAUGAAGCUGAUGAACAGAAAGUUGAAGAACAUCCCUUACCAGAAAAAGUGGAAGAAAAAGCGGAAGAGCCUAUUAGUAACACAGAAGAAAAAGAAGAGCUAGAGGAAGAAACUAAGGAAAAAGAAGUUGCUGAGAGUGAAGAAACUGAUGAUCCAGAAACAAAAACGGUAGAGGAACAAGAACCAGAAACAAAACCUGAACCAGAACCUGUAACAACUGAGGAAGAGAAAUUAGAGGUGGAAAGUGAACCAGCAAAAAGUCCUGAAAGAGUAAAGUCACCAAAAAUAUCUGAAGAAAAUAAAGAAGAAAUAACAGACGAAAAGGCAAUUGAAGAACCAUCAGAAACUGAAGAUCUACCAUCACCAGCUAAAGAAAGCAAAGAAAAUGCAAGUGAAAAACUUAAUGAAGGUGAAGUAGGCGAAGCUAUUGAAGAACCAGUAAUGCUGGUCACUGGUGAGGGAAAUGGUGCGGACUGCGAUAGUUCCUAUAUAAUUGGCGAAGAAAUUUCAGAACCCGUCAUGUUUUUUUAUGGGGAAGGUUGGGGGUAUGACAAUGACACUGGUAACCCCGAAACUAUAGAGCAAGCUCAUAGCCCUGAAGAAAAUUCUACUGAGGAAAAUGGCAAUGAAGAGUGUCUUAAUGGUGAACAUCCUCAUGAACUUUCAAAUGCAAGCAAUAAAAAUAAUUUAGUUAAAAAUAUUAAAUUAAAAAGUAAUGUACCUACUGUGACGAAAAGAACUUUAAUAAAUCAGUCCAAUGAUGAUGAUGAUAGCACAGAGGUAUUAAAUACUGAUUCUAAAAAACAUUGCGUCCGUGACGUAGAUCAAUCGGAUGGUUCCAAUUCUAAUUCUAAUAAAAAUACGGAAAAUGAAUUAAAAAGAGAAGCUAGUAAUGAUAAAAGUACUACAGAUAGUGAAAGUCCUAAAAAGAAUAAUGCUAAGAAAGGGAGGGGUAAAGUUAAGAAGAAAAGCAAUGUAGCCAGGAAUUUAAACUUAAACAAAAGUACAGAAGUAGUUAACUCAGAGACUGAUAAUUGUCAUGAUAGUAAAACAAGUAUUAUUGAAAAGAGAAAGAGUAGUGUGUCCUCCGUGGAUCAAGAUGAUACUGUGAAUACAGAGAAUGAACAUGAGAAAAGUCCUGACAAAGAGUUAAAAGUAGAAGACCCUUUACCUCCAAAGAAGUUAAGGUUAGAAACCACACCUGAAAGUGAUGUAAACACACAUUCCAAUGAAACAGCCGAUAAUGUAGAGAACAGUGAAACUAAGAAAGACAAUUUGAACAAUGUUGAAGGCAAUGCUAUAGCGCAAAGAAAGAAAAUAAAGGCACAAAAAGGGAAGUUUAAAAGAAAAAAGGUUGUCAAAAAGGAUGAUGAAGAGGUAGAUAAGAACAGUGACAAAGAAACAAAUGACAAUGGCAAGAAAGAGUGCAAAUCUUUAAAAAGGUCUCUAUUAGAUGCUACUAUGAGUGAUAAGAAUAAAUCUGAAUCUCAAAGCGAAAGUGAAGAUGAUGAACCUAUUACAAGCGGCAAACGUCUUAAAAUUAAACCUAAGAAAAUUAUUACUUCUACCAGGAAAAAAGUGGAAGCCAAACUUCUAGAGAAACAUUCAAGUGACGAAUCUGAGGAAGAGACUCUCUAUAGUAUAGCUGGCAAGAAAACUACAAAGAAACUAGUUAAAAAGAAGGCAAAAGGGAAGUCUGAUAAGGGAAAAGCAAGCAAUGAUAAAGGCAAGAGCGGUAGGGGGCGUGGUGGGUCGGACGAUUCUGACGUCGCACCGAUACGGCAGUCGCGGCGGAUCGCGCAGAUGAAGAUCAAGGAGGAAGCUGAUCGAAGACAUUUGGAGGAAGUCGCGCUAAGGGAACUCAAGAAGAUUCAUAAGAAAAAGAACAAAGAAGAAGAAGAUGGUGAAGAGGAAUGGCGCGCUAGUGGAGCGAGCAGCUCCGACGGGGAGCGGCGGCGGCGCAAGUCGCAGUGGCGCUCCGACCACUCCACGGGGCCCGAACCUGACUCCGACUCCGAUGAACCACUCUUCGAGUUGCAUGAUGAGCCUGAACUUGUUUUCAACAAAUCUGACCAUGAAUUUUCACCGGAAUCCGACUUGGAGAGCGGCGAACCCGUCGGACCUCUUAAACGAGCUCGUACUUUACAAGAAAGUAAAGAAGACGCGGACGGUUUCUGCAAGCGCUGCGGCAGCGGGGAGCAGCCGGAGUGGAUCCUGCUGUGUGACCAGUGCGACGCGGGGUACCACGCCAGCUGUCUCAAACCUGUACUUUUCCUCGUGCCCGAGGGCGACUGGUUCUGUCCGCCUUGUAACCAUGACAUGUUAAUAGCAUCGCUAGAAGCGGAACUAGUGAAGUAUGACGAGCUGGUCGUCACAGUGGAAGCGGAGAGAGAACGGAAGAGGCUUGAGGAACCUGAACCUAAGAGUGAGAAGGAGACAGAGGAUGAAAAGGAAGCUCAGAAAGAAGAUGAUGAAGAGGAUAAAUCUAGUGAGGCGAGCGGUAGCAGCGACUGGUCGUCGACGUCGUCGGAGGGCGCCGUGUACAGACUGCGCGCCCGCAGGCAGCUCCCCGUCAGCUACCGCAGCCAGGAGUACGACCGACUCAUCAGCUCCGCCAUCAAGGAGGAGUAUGUAGAAGCUACGACAAGCGCGGGAAACCAGGGUCGAGGCAAGGACAUAUCAACUAUCAUCGAGGCAGCUGAAGAAGAAAAGAUGAAAGCGGAACGAGAAGCUUUGGAACAGGGAAAACCCAUUGAGAGAAAAACUAAGAAGAAGCAACGUCGAAAGCCGAGGAAGCUGAACUCGCUGGAGGUACCUUCAGAGGACGACGACGAGACUGAUGAGGACUUCAAAGAUACUGGUGCUUUAAGUAUGGAGUCGUCUUCCGAAGACAUAUCGUCGUCGAAUGACCGAGGCAGUUCCAGUGAUUCAAGGUCUUCAGACUCGCUGCCUAUCCGACGGACGUGCAGGUCUGAUAAGAAAGGCGAACGUACGAAACUGACCGAAUCUUCGCCCGAAGUAAAGAAGAAGAAGAAAGGACAGUUCGACGACAGUUCCAGUGAAUCAGCCGGCGCCAAGGAAUGGUCAUCCAAAUCUAAGUCAAAAUCAAAACCUCGACCUCCAAAGGUGAAGCGGCGUGAUAAAUCAAAGAAGAGACGUAAGCGCAGUGGUUUAACGCAGUACGAUGCGGAAGGUAACGUGAUCCGUGCCCGGGUCACGUACGGGGGCCUUAGUGGAGAUGACGGGGUCAACGAUUGGUCCCCGAAACAUAGGACGAGACAGAAGAAGAUUAAUUAUACUGAGAUGCCUAAUACUGAGUCUGAGGAUGAAAUGCACAAAUCAAGCGGCAAACACAUGCCAGACAGCUCAGAUGAGUAUAAAAUAGACACAGAUGCUACAACCGACUCCGAUGAUGAACGGGCUAAACGCAAGAAGGCAGAAGAGGAAGAAUUAGACCAGUCUAGCGAAGAGAAGAGGAAGGCUCUCAGUGACUUGAUCAAAAAGACCGCUGUGGUGCCACUUGAGAAGUUGCCUGAAGAUGUCACUAAGGCCAAGACUGAGGAAUUACAAGCACAUCUCAAUGCCCAAGCAGCUUUGAACGCGAGGCCAGCGCGUGGCAGAGGUAGCAGAGGCGGGCGAGGCAGCAGGGGCCCGCGCGGAGGUCGAGGUCGCGGCGGGGGCCCGAGCUCGGGGCCCAGCACUCCGGGGGACGCACCCGCUAGCGACGACGCACUUGCCAAACUUAUUGGAGUCAAAAUUAAAGAUCUCAGAACGGACGGCUCACCAAUGAAACCUAAUCAAGUGGAAAGGGAGAAGAAGCGACAAGAACGCGAAGCGAAGCGAGCCGAGCGUGAAGCAAAGAAAGUAGAAAGAUUACAAAAGAAAGAAGAAAAAGAAAAAAUGAAAGAAAUGAAGGCGAAAGAACGGGAAGAGAAACGACUUGCGCGACUAGCGAUGCAAGAAAACAAGAGAAUUAAGAAAGAGAAAAUGGAGUUCCCUGUGGGUCCUCCUAUGUCGUACGGUGGGCCGGGUGGACCCGGUGUUCCAAUUGGACCUGGUGGGCCUAUUGGGCCUGGUGGGCCAGGCGGACCGGGGCCAAGGCCACAUGGCUUUGGACCUUCGCCGCAUAUGCCUAAUGAUUUCCAUGAACAACCGCGGUUUCCUACUACACCUAGGCUACAGGUGCGUGCCGAGCUUCGCGGGGUACUGACUGGGGAGGAACGACAACAUGCUCGCCCCGACCACGUCGCCGCCCUCAGGGAAGGUACGCUUUCAGUAGCUGGAUCGCCGCAGCCGUUCAAGCCGAUCACGGAGGAGCCCAGUAUUAUUACACGGAUGCCGCAUAUGAUUAAUCAACAAUACAGAGGCCCGAUGAUGUACGGCGGCGGCGCGUCGUACGGGUCGCGCGGCGCGGGCGGCGCCAUGUACCCGCUGGCGCACUACUACCCGCACGUGCGGCCCCACGCCGGGUACCCCGCGCGCCCCUACCCCGCCACCUCGCCCGCACCCAACCUCAGGGGACAUCCCAUGCCGCACGGCCCGCCCUCGGCCGCCCACGGGCCCAUGCCUGUCGGCCACGGACCUCCUACCAGCACUCACGGACCCUCAGGCCACGCUGGACCCUCUCCUCCCGGUCAUGGCCCUCCUCCCGGCCACGGACCGCCCCCCGGUCAUGGCCUACCUCCUCCAGGUCACGGUCCACCACUCGGGCACGGCCCAUCUCCUGGUCAUGGACCUUCACCAGGACACGGACCUCCUCCCGGCCACGGCCCCACUCCCCCUGGUCACGGCCUCCCGCCACACGGGCCGCCGCACCCUGGCCACGGACCGCUCGGCUUACAUCGACCGCACGCACCCGGCCCUCCCAGUGCGAUGCCUCCCACUUCCAGCCCACAUGGACUACCGAACCCAGGCCUGUCAGGCCCAGGCGGACCGCUCGCUGUACUUCGCGGUAUGGCGCCAGGUUUAGUGGGUCCUCUCGCUGGAGCACUACAAGGUCGAGAUCCUCCUUCCGCAUCACCAUCGGCUCCCCCACGGUCUACGCCACCAUCAGAACAUGAGCCGCCUGUGCGGAUUAAGGCAGAGGUUAAAACUGAACCAGAAUAUAAUUCUCCUGCUGGAUCACCAGCAAGGGAACCCACCCCGCCACGUGACGAGCCACCCAGACAUCCCAAAAUAAAACAUACGGAGAACAAAGACCGACGACCGAGGUUCCCUCUCGGGCCGUACGCCCCACAGUAUGGACCUUACGGUCCUUAUGCGCCAGGUCCUGGGCCCGCAGAUCGUCCAGGGCCGCCUGGACCCCGAGGGCCUCCUCCUUUACAUAAUCCUUAUGCAGCUGAAGCACGACCUCGGAGCCCCGCGUCUUCAGAGCGACCACAAUCUCUGGAAAGGCCUCAUUCAUUAGAAAGGCCACACUCGUUAGAGUCGCCCGCCCACGGGCCCCCUGGACAUGGCCCACCCACGCACGGGCCGCCUUCACACGGGCCCCCUACCCACGGGCAGGCAUCGCAUGGCCCUGCAUCGCUCGGGCUGCCAACACACGGGCCACCUACGCAUGGGCCGCCAGUGCACGGCCCUCCUACACACGGUCCACCACCGCAUGGCCCUCCAGCGCACGGGCCUCCUCCUCAUGGGCCGCCAGGGCAGGGACAUGCUACACAUGGGCCUCCUACUCACGGCCCCCCAGGCCACGGCGCCCCACCUACACACGGGCCGCCAACGCUCGGUCCCCCAGCGCACGGAGGUCCCCAUGGUCCAGUGCCGCCGGCCCCCCCCGGGCCGGGUUUCCUACCCGCACACUUGCGGCCGAUGUUGCGUCCGCCGGCCUACGUGGGGGUGUCGGCGGGGCGCGGCAGCCCAGUGGGCGCGCCGUUCGCGCCGCAGUUCACCGAAGUGUCGCGGACGUCCCCGGCCGCGCGGGACGAGCUGGCCGCCGCGCCCCUGCUCGCUGUGAAGACAGAGGCAGGCGUCGCUCCCCCGCGUGCGGGGCUGCCCGACGCGGAAGGGGCGGAGGGGGGCUCGGUGUUCGGGGGCCUGGUUAGCUACUUCUCCAGUCAGCACGAGGACGACAUGGACGCGUGACGGGGCCCAUCGGGCGCUGUACAUACUGAUACCGAGCGAUAGAUAAUUAUAUUUAUGCGCCGCACGUCGCGGCUCGCCCUGUACGAUAUUAUGUGUUAGCGUAGGAGAUUUAGUUUAGCGAUAGGAAGUAAAUAUUAUAUAUUUUGAGUCUUUUUGGUCUCGAAUAGGCGAAUGUAUUAUUAUUUUGGUUAUGUUUAAGUGAGAUUUAUUUAUAUACGACCGAUAGGUACUUACAGUAUACUCUGAAUACGAAUUUUAUUAAAGAGAUCGAUGACAUUUUUUUUGAAAAAAUAAAUGUUUUCUCCUACAAGUAACGUGUUUUAUUUGUACAAUCAUUUCACAUUUCAUUAAGUCUUAUAUCUGUGUUAUAAUUAGGAAUGCAUCAACGAUCCAAUAGCAUUUAUACGAUUUACCAAAAAUAAAGUAUGUUAUAAUAUAAAUAUUUAUUAUUUUUUAUCGAUAUCGGAUGCAUCACUAAUAUACAUUGCGGUGUCAUUAUAAUAAUAUUUAUCCGUAUGUAUCAAUACAUAAAAAUAAAACCGAGCUGUAAUUAAAUACUUUAUUUCCGAGGUCUUCCAGCAACUUUUUUACUACCCGCUGCUGUUUUGUUUUUGCCACCGAAUGACAGAGGUUGUUCUGGAAAGAAAAAUGAUUAUAAGUAAUUACGUUUAGAUGAACUAUCCGCAGUCUGAUAUUGC
Spodoptera exigua (beet armyworm) is the source of this 7759-nucleotide messenger RNA. Lineage: Eukaryota; Metazoa; Arthropoda; Insecta; Lepidoptera; Noctuidae. The record is from the annotation of a GenBank genome assembly.